Malassezia japonica is the source of this 4656-nucleotide messenger RNA. RefSeq names its product Transcription elongation factor spt6 (gene SPT6). Gene Ontology annotation, biological process: nucleosome organization; transcription elongation by RNA polymerase II; transcription elongation-coupled chromatin remodeling. The transcript is spliced from 2 exons. Lineage: Eukaryota; Fungi; Basidiomycota; Malasseziomycetes; Malasseziales; Malasseziaceae. Gene Ontology annotation, molecular function: histone binding; nucleosome binding; DNA binding. The coding region runs from base 1 to 4656 and encodes 1551 amino acids. Gene Ontology annotation, cellular component: transcription elongation factor complex. The record is from RefSeq and is a predicted model, not a curated record.
AUGGAGGCGGAGGCGAAGGCUUCGUCGCGUGCCGGCGACGCGGAAGAAGAUGUGCCUAUGAGUGAAGAGGAAGGCGAGAGUCUCAUGAAGGACUCUGGCAACCUCGUCGGCAUGGAUAGCAGCGACGAGGACGAAGACGAGGAGGACGAGGAGGAGCAGCGCCGCGUCGCCGAGGGCUUUAUCGUCGACGAGGACGAAGAGGGCGGCGACGCGUCGCAUAAGCGCAAGCGCCGCCACCGCAGGCGCGAGGCGGACGAUGAGGAGCUCGACGAGGACGAUCUCGCGCUCCUCCAGGAAAACCAGGGACCGGUUCCUGGUGUUGGUCCCCACAAACGCGCGCGUCCGGACGGCGAACAAGAGCGCGAGGCGGACCUGGCUCAUAUCUUUGACGACGAGGAGGACGAGGCGCUUCCUUCGGUCGCGGGUGCGAUCCGCGACUCGAUGGAUCAGGCACGCGGCGACUACGACGACGACGAGCUCGACGACUUUAUCGAAGACGACGAGGACGACGAGCUCCAGGGUCUCGACGAGGAGGCGCGCGAAGAGCGCCGACGUGAGCGCCGCGAAGAGCGCCGUCGCGCACGCCUCUCGGGCGCGCGUGUCGACCCGCUCAAGGUCGGCAUCGAUCCAGAAGCCUGGGACGAGAUCCACGAUAUCUUUGGCAACGGCGAGGACUAUGCGUGGGCACUCGGCGAAGAAGAAGAGGAAGAAGAGGCCAAGAAGGGCAAGAUGGAGUACAAAGAUAUCUUUGAGCCCGCACAGAUCCAGGAGCGCAUGCUUACCGAGGAGGACGACCGCAUCAAGCAGGUCGAUAUGCCAGAGCGCCUGCAGCUCGCGAUUCCGGGCGAGGAGGGCUUGCGUCUCCUUGAGCAGCCGCUGAGCGAGGCAGACCUCGACGAGGCGGCCAACUGGGCCGCUCCGCGCAUCUCGCCGCGGUGCACCGCCGAGUUUCUGGAAGACGGCGCACACGGCCGACUGCGUGCUGAGUGGCACCGCUGCGUGCGCACCAUGCUCGGCUACAUGCUGAACGAUUAUCUCGAGGUGUCGUUCCUUACGCAGCACCGCCUCGACGAGCUGGAGCAUACGCAGUUUAAUGAGGCGACCCGCAAGCACGAUACGACGACGCUGCUGGUGCGCCAGGAGCUCCUCACGCUCAGCACGCUCGGUAUCAAGUACAAGCUCUUGCGUGCACGAAAAGACACGCUGCGCCACACCUUUGGCCAGCUCACCACGGCGCUCGGCGAAGAGACCAUCGCGCCGGUGCGGCCCUACUUUGACGAGCUCUUGACGCAUGCCGCGAGCUUUGAGGAAGUGUCGGACAUUAACGAGUGGCUUGCCAUGCGCUUUGGCGAGCGUUUCCGCGACGCGACGGCGAUCACCGAGGCGGAAGUCACCAAGCCGCUGCUCAAGAAGCCCACCAUCGUCUCGGAGUACGAGCGGUUAAAGUCGACACCGGUCGCAAUGCUUGCCGUCCGCCUCGGCCUCGACGCGCAGCAGCUCGCCGCCAACGUCGUGGCGGGUGCGCGCACGCACAUUCCGGAGGACGCCGCGGUGCCCCCGACCGAGAUCGCCGACGAGUACGUCGACGCGUCGCGGGGCGUGUCGUCUGCCGAGCAAGCGCUGCACCUCGCCCGCACGCUCCUCGCGCACGAGCUCGGGAAGGAGCCGCUGCUGCGCCGCGACGUGCGCCAGCUUUUCAAGACCUGUGCGUUGCUCGACGUCGAGCCGACCGAGCGGGGUAUGACGCGCAUCGACGAGAACCACCCGUACUACAACUUCAAGUUUCUGCGCGCGAAGCCUGUCGCGGCGAUUCUGCAAAACGCGUCGCAGUUCCUCCAGAUCCUGCACGCAGAGGAGGAGCGCCUCGUGCGCAUUACGCUGCGUCUCCCGACGGAUGUCGCGAACCGCUUCGAGGAGCGUCUGCAAGAGCAGUACGUGAGCGAAGGCGUGAGCGAGGCGUCGCAGCGCUGGAACGCCGAGCGUGCGGCGGUCGUCGAGGAGGCCUGUGCCUCUUUCCUCCUGCCGCUCGGCCGUCUGUGGACGCGCGAGUGGCUUAUGGAAGAGUGCCGCGACGCUCUUUUGCGCCACUGCGAGCAGCAGCUCACCAAGCGCGUCGAGGGCGGCCCCUACCAGAGCGCCGGCAUGAUCUCGCGGAAUGGCGAUCCGAACGUCGAGGAGAUGGAGCAUGUGCCCCGCGUGCUUGCCGUUUCACACGGCAUCGGCGAUCCCCGCAAGAGCGAGGUGGUGGCCGUCUUUUUGGACGAAGAGUCGCGCUUCCUGGAGCACGCGACCUUUGACACGCUCCGUGCCCCGACGCACGCCCAAGCCGAGGCGCGUGCCGAGGCGCUCGAACGGGGCGAGGCGGUGCCGGAGGAUGCGCGCGCCGCUUUCCUUGCACUGCUCAAGCGCCGCCGACCGGACGCGAUUGUGGUGAACGGCUUUAGUGCGCGCACCGCCGAGCUCAGGGCGGCCGUGCAAGAGCUCUCCAAGACGGCGCACCACGAGCUCGUCUCCGACGAAGGCCUCCAAGGCAUCGCGAUCGAGCAUGCGCGCGCCGACGUGAUCAGUGUCUUUGACGACGUCGCGCGUCUGUACCAGCACAGCAAGCGUGCCGCGUCCGAGUUCCCCGAGCUGAGCGUGCUUGCGCGUUACUGCAUCGGCCUCGCGCGCUACGCGCAGUCGCCCGUGAACGAGUUUGCGGCGCUCGGUGACGACCUCGUCGCGGUGCAAUUCGAUGCGGCGCAGCGUCUGCUGCCCAGCGACCGCCUGCGUACGCACCUGGAGCGUGCGAUUGUCAUGCUGGUGAACGAUAUUGGUGUCGACGUGCACGAGGCGGUGUCGAACUCGUACGUACAGCACAUGCUGCCGUUUGUCGCCGGUCUCGGCCCCCGCAAGGCGCAUGCGCUCGUGCACGCGAUCCGCACCAAGCUUCCCGGCGGUGUCGUGAGCCGCGCAAGCAUGCUCCAGCACGCGAUUCUCUCGUUCAGCGUGUGGAACAACUACUGCUCGUUCCUGCGUCUGGAUGCCGACCUGGCGCAAGAGGCCGCGCGCAAGCUGCUGGAAGAGUCGGAGCGCGACGGGCACAUGGAGGACGCGCCGCGCGAGCUCGCCGACGUGCUCGACAGCACGCGUAUCCACCCCGAGGACUACGACUUCCCUCGCCAGAUGGCGCGUGACGCGCUGAACAAGCACGAGGAGGAUCUCGAAGGCGAGAACCCCAGCUUGGCGUGCCAGGAGAUUAUGCAGGACGCGCACCCUGCCGAGAAGCUCGCGACGCUCGACCUGGACAGCUACGCGACGAUGCUCUAUGAGCGCCGCGGUCUGCGCAAGCGCCUGACGCUCUUCUCCUGCCGCCAGGAGCUGAUCCGGCCGUUUGAGGACUGGCGGCCGUCGCAGACCCUGCCGAAUACCGAGGAGCUCUUUACGAUGUUCACCGGCGAGACGCGCCGUGCGCUCUCGGAAGGCUACGUGGUCCCGGUGAGCGUCGUGCGUGUGGAAGAGGGACGCGAUAUGGAGGGCUUUGUGCGCGUGCGCCUCGACUCGGGCCUCGAAGGAACGAUCGCGGGGCCGGAUAUCAUGCCGGGCUACAACUCGCGCGACGUGCGCCUCCGGCCCAUGUUCCGCCCCGGCCAGACGCUCAACGCGGUGGUGAUUGCGCUCGACAUGCAGGGAAUGCGUGCCGAGCUCUCGCUGCGCCCGGAGGCUUUUGAGCAUGUGAACCCUGCGCAAAACACCAUGCCGGUCGACACGAUGUACUUUGACCACGACCGUGCGCAGAUGGCGAGCGAGGCGGCGGAAGAGCGCGUGCGCCGCCGCAACCGCAACCGCAUCGGCUCGCGUGUGAUCGACCACCCCAACUACCACAACUUCAACUCGGUGCAGGCACAAAACUUCCUCGCGACGCAGCCCCGUGGCACGGUGGUGAUCCGCCCGAGCUCGCGAGGCAUGGACCACCUUGCGGCCACGUGGAAGGUCGACGAAGGCGUGUACCAGCACAUUGACGUGCUCGAGCUGGACAAGGAGAACGACCACGCGCUCGGCCGCAUUCUGCGUGUCGCCGACAUGGGCUCGUACUCGGACCUCGACGACCUGAUCGUGAACCACAUCCGCCCGAUGGCCAUGAUGGUCGAGAUGAUGACCAACCACGAAAAGUACAAGGGCGCGAACGAGGAGGAGCUGCACAGCUACCUCACCAACACCUCGCUCGCGAACCCGGCGCGCUCGGUGUACGCGUUCGGCCUCAACACGACGCGCCCGGGCUACUUUGACCUUGCAUUCAAGGCAAACGCGGACGCGCCGAUCCAGACGUGGCCCGUCAAGGUCCUGCCUGGCGCGUUCAAGCUGGGACACGCGACGCAGCUCGCCGACAUGGCGGCGCUCUGCAACGCGUUCAAGACGCAGUACGCCGCCCAGGCCAACGCCGCGGCGCGCGGCGGACGCACGCCGGCCGUGCACGGCGCCGCUACGCCGGGCCACUAUGGCUCCCGCACGCCAGGCCACUACGGCCAGACGCCGGCCUAUGGCGGUGCGACGCCAGGGCGCUUUGGCGGCGCUACGCCGGGCUACGGCGCGCCACCGCCCAUGUACGGCGGGCCGCCCGGCCCCCCGCCGGCCUUCCCAGGCCCCCCGCCGGUAAUGCCGGAGCGUAGGUGGUAG